Messenger RNA from Lolium perenne, 880 nucleotides. The record is from RefSeq and is a predicted model, not a curated record. NCBI's taxonomy places the organism in Eukaryota, Viridiplantae, Streptophyta, Magnoliopsida, Poales, Poaceae.
AAACGGCCCAGACGACCAGAGUGUACACACGGGCCGAUUUCAGGUCCAAUAGGCGGGCCGGUGCCUAUUUUCAGCCCGUUUUGUUUCAUCGAGACGGCCAGUAGCAGUUAUAUUUGAGGGCAGCACAUCACAUCCAUCGUCAACAACACACACAAGCCUCAGCGCGUCCACCCAUAGUUUCUCUGCAUCGGAAGCCAUGGAGCCUGCCGGUUCGAUCGUCAGCCGCAGCAGCGCUGCAAGCCGAAGGGAGGCAUCGAGUGGAGGAUCAUCAGGAGCCCGCGAUCUUGGGAGGGCGAUUGUCCUCGCAGACGGGAAGGCCCCGUGCGACGAGCUGGGCGACGCACAGCCGGUGCUGUUGUGUGCAUGCUCAAGGCCAGCUCUGUCGCUGAGGGCAAACACCAUCGCCAACCCCUACCGUUACUUCCUGAAGUGUGGGAAUCCAGCCCGCCCGCCAGUCAGGUGCGAGUCCUACAGAGGGAUACAGGGAUGUUUUUUGUGGAUUUGGGAAGAUCUGCUCAAGAGUUACACUGAUGCGAAAGUAGCUUACGCAACCAGGCGUCUCGAGGCAGAGAAUGCUGUGUUAGUCUCAAGGGGCAGGCGCCGCAUGAUGCAGAUGUUGCGAAUCUGCAGACGCAUCACGAGAAAGAGAUCGACGGGAUUCAAGCAGAGCUCGCUGAAGCGAAAGCAAACUCCCGCAAGCUGAAGAUCGUAAUCGCAUGCUUAGUGCUCUUCUGCAUGCUCAGGAUGGCCUGAUCCGUCAGCUUGCCUGAUGCUCUUCCUUGUCGCAGCAGUAGAAACGGGAGCCAGAACUUGAUGUAUCGUUUAUUACGUACCAGAUUACCAGUCAAUAAAUGCAAGCACCUUUCCCCCCUUUUUUUCA